Magnolia sinica is the source of this 2104-nucleotide messenger RNA. Its product is annotated as DNA repair protein RAD51 homolog 2. The record is from RefSeq and is a predicted model, not a curated record. Gene Ontology annotation, biological process: double-strand break repair via homologous recombination. The transcript has 12 exons. Gene Ontology annotation, cellular component: replication fork; Rad51B-Rad51C-Rad51D-XRCC2 complex. Gene Ontology annotation, molecular function: ATP hydrolysis activity; ATP binding; single-stranded DNA binding. The coding region runs from base 58 to 1167 and encodes 369 amino acids. NCBI's taxonomy places the organism in Eukaryota, Viridiplantae, Streptophyta, Magnoliopsida, Magnoliales, Magnoliaceae.
UUUUCUUAUUCAGGAUUUCGGAGGGUAGAGGCGGGAAAGGGGCUGGUGGAGAGAGGGAUGGCGAGCAAGCUUAUCAGCCAAAUGGGGCUUCCUCAAUCCAUUGCAAACGUCUUUGCUGCCCGGAAUAUCCAGACUGCCAAGGAUGCACUGUCGUAUACUGAAUUUGAGCUGAUGGAGCUGUUAGAUGUGGGGUUGGCUGAAGUGACAUCAGCAGUAGCACAAAUCAGUGAAGUCACAUGUCCAUCAUAUCAAACUGCACUCCUGCUCAUGGAGGACCGUCUCCAUAAUGGUUACUUGGUUGGCCAUCUUUCUACGCGCUUGAAAGGUGUGGAUGAUGCCUUAUGUGGAGGAAUACCAUCUGGUGCUUUGACUGAAUUGGUUGGCCCAGCAGGAAUUGGCAAAACACAGUUCUGUCUAAAGCUUGCAUUAGCAGCUGCCCUUCCUGUAUGUAAUGGGGGAUUAAAUGGCCGUGUGAUAUAUAUUGAUACAGAAUCUAAAUUUAGUUCAACAAGGAUGAUAGAGAUUGGGAAGAACAGUUAUCCCGAGCUAUUUCGCAUGGAAGGAAAGGCCCAGGAGAUGGCGGGCAGAAUUGUAGUUUUGCGACCAGCAUCUCUGUCUGAAUUCACUGAAAGCUUGCAAGAAAUCAAGGUGUCUGUCUUACAACAUCAGGUGAAGUUGCUAAUUAUUGAUAGUAUGGCUGCUCUUGUUUCUGGGGAAUAUGAAAGGGAUACAAGAGCUCCUAGAAAAAAUUCGUUAGGUUGGCAUAUUUCUUUCUUAAAAUCACUUGCAGAAUUUUCACAAAUUCCAAUUGUGGUGACCAACCAAGUGCGGGCUCAAAGCAGUGAUGUGGCCCAUUAUCCUUUCGAAGUGCAUAACAUGGAUCAGACUGUUAAAAAUCAUGAGCACCUAGAAUCUCAUCUAGUUGCUGCUUUAGGGAUACAUUGGGCUCAUGCUGUCAACAUUCGUCUUGUGCUUGAAGCUCAUUCAGAUCAAAGGUUUAUAAAGGUGGCAAAAUCACCAUGCUCUCCACCAAAGGCGUUUCCUUUUGUUGUGACAUCAGGAGGAAUUUCCUUACUAAGCGACGAAGGAAUAGAAGUAAUGGGACCAGAAAUAAACACAAUUCGAUGUCAAGGCUACGACAAUCUUGUUCGGGGAGAAAGAUGGUGAUGACUUUAUAUGAAGAGAGGACCAAUCUAUACUUGAUCAUUUUGUGGGUAAUUGUGCAACUUCAAAUCUUCAAUACAUUUUAGUAAAUAGUAGUUUGCUAGUCAUGCACUCAUGUGUAAGGCAGCCCCGCUAGAUGCCAUGACAUGUGCCACUGCGGGCCUGCAGCAUGUCUGGGAGAUAAAAGUCGUCUAUUAUGUGUGUUCCAUCUUGUUGAUGCCUUGGCCCAAAAUUCUCUGGAUCACCUGUUAGGUGGCCGGCAGCGUUGAAAACGCUCGACGGCAUAAAAGACUUGGCCUUGUUUUUCUUAGCUCUCCAUUUGGUUCAUGCAUGGACUCUCAGUUGAUGAGUGGAUUGGCCUGAUGAUUGGGCCAGGGCAUCUACAUGUCAUGGCCCGCCUGAUGGACAGCUUGUAUGUUUGGCACAUGCCUGCUCAGCACGUGUAUGAGUAGAGGGGCUGUGUUGCCAUUGAGGAAAAUCUGUUUUCGUUUCAUUUAUACUCCCCUGACAUCCUUGAACUUGAGCAGCCCAUUUCUCGUUUUCUUCAUCGACUCAGAUAUGAAGUGAGCUGAAUUUGACAUGUCACUUAGGUCUAUGCUGAGAUCAGCUUUUUUCUCAUGAACUACUCAAGUUUUGCAUUAACUCAGUGCAUCUGCUGUUUCCUCCUAAAUUCACCUGAGUUCUACAGUCACCCAGUGGAUCGGUUAGUUAUGGAGCAUUCAUGCAAGUUUUCCAGAGUGGUGUGUUUGGCUAAUAUGUAGAUUGGGGAUUUGAACGAGUCUUUCUCCCUAGCAUUUCUAAUGACCUACUUUAUGUUUCAGCUACACUAAAAAAUAUAAACAAAAAAUCUUAGUCAUUGCAUCAGUGCAUACAAUCAAUCCUAGCCAUUGCAUCAGUGAUGUAUAAUCAAAUUUUUAGGUAUGAUAAGCUGCAUUGCAGA